AUGGCAGUCGAUGUCGUUGUUGUCGGUUCUUGUAUGACGGAUUUAAUUAGUUACGUUCCACGAUUGCCUAAGCCUGGCGAGACUCUUCACGGGAAUGCAUUCAAAAUGGGAUUUGGUGGCAAGGGGGCCAACCAAUGUGUGGCAGCUGCAAAGCUUGGAGCAUCAGUGGCCAUGGUGGGAAAAGUUGGAGAUGACGUCUUUGGUCACAAUUACAUGAAGAACUUUGAACAGCAUCAAGUUAACUGCGAUAACAUGCAUAUGUCUUCUACCAGCUCAACUGGAAUGGCUUCUAUUUCUGUUGCUGAAGAUGGUGCAAAUUCUAUAGUAAUUGUAGCUGGGGCUAACCUAGAAUUGACUGAAGAUGAUAUUAUGAAAGCUGAACCAAUUAUUUCCAACUGCAAAGUGUUGAUAUGUCAACUGGAAAUAAACCAGCAAGUCACACUGGCUGCAUUGAAAUUAGCAAAAAAGCAUGGGGUGUUCACCAUUUUAAAUCCUGCACCAGCGCCAUCUACAUUCAACACUGAACUUUUGAAAUAUACUGAUAUUGUCUGUCCAAAUGAAACAGAAUCAGAGAUAAUCACCAGCCAUCCUAUCACAAACAUCGAUGAUGCCAUAGAAUCCUUGCAUCACUUCUUUGAGUUAGGCUGUUUGGGCACUGUCAUCAUCACUCUGGGUGCUAAGGGAUGUGUUUUCAGGUGCAAGUCUGAAGAGAAUCAUUUACAUGUUGGCUGUACUCAAGUUUCUGCCACUGACACCACAGGUGCGGGAGAUGCUUUUGUUGGCACCUUAGCCUACUGUCUGACUCGAGGUAUUCCAUUAACAGUUGAACAUCUUUCUAUACUCGUGAGGAUUUCUUGUGAUGUGGCCACAGUAAGUGUGCAAAAGAAGGGAACUCAGGACAGUUAUCCAUGCUUUGAUGAACUUUCUUUAGACAUCCAAGAAAAUUUCAAACUUCUUUAG
Helobdella robusta is the source of this 960-nucleotide messenger RNA. RefSeq lists its product as hypothetical. The transcript has 6 exons. The coding region runs from base 1 to 960 and encodes 319 amino acids. Gene Ontology annotation, molecular function: ribokinase activity. The record is from RefSeq and is a predicted model, not a curated record. Gene Ontology annotation, biological process: D-ribose metabolic process. NCBI's taxonomy places the organism in Eukaryota, Metazoa, Annelida, Clitellata, Rhynchobdellida, Glossiphoniidae.